Pipistrellus kuhlii (Kuhl's pipistrelle) is the source of this 1154-nucleotide messenger RNA. Its product is annotated as trace amine-associated receptor 4-like. The transcript has a single exon. Gene Ontology annotation, cellular component: membrane. Gene Ontology annotation, biological process: behavioral fear response; G protein-coupled receptor signaling pathway; chemosensory behavior. Lineage: Eukaryota; Metazoa; Chordata; Mammalia; Chiroptera; Vespertilionidae. The coding region runs from base 21 to 1154 and encodes 377 amino acids. The record is from RefSeq and is a predicted model, not a curated record. Gene Ontology annotation, molecular function: 2-phenylethylamine receptor activity; trace-amine receptor activity.
GCCUCUCUGAAAAGCUUCCAAUGAUUCUUAUUGUUUUUCCUUUCCUUCACAGAAAGGAGAGGCACACAAUACUUUUGCAAAAGACUCAUAGUACCCAAGGGACCAAGACAAUGAAUUCACCUGACCUUUGGGACCCCGCAGAAGUGCAGUUUUGCUUUGCUCUGAUUAACAACUCAUGCCCUAGAAAUGUGAGGUCUGUGCUGGGCGCCUCUGCCAUGUACUUUGUCAUGGUUGGUGCUAUCGUGAUGACCAUCCUGGGCAACCUGGUGGUGAUUGUUGCCAUCACCCACUUCAAGCAGCUCCACACCCCAACCAACUUCCUGAUCCUCUCCAUGGCCACCACCGACUUCCUGCUGAGCUGCGUGGUCAUGCCCUUCAGCAUGAUCCGGUCCAUCGAGUCCUGCUGGUACUUUGGAGAUCUCUUUUGCAAAGUGCAUAGCUGCUGUGACAUCAUGCUCUGUACCACCUCCAUUUUUCACCUCUGCUUCAUCUCAGUGGAUCGUUACUAUGCUGUUUGUGACCCUUUGCAUUAUGUUACCAAAAUUACCAUUCCUGUCAUAGAGCUCUUUCUGCUCAUCAGUUGGUCUAUCCCAAUCUUUUUUGCCUUUGGCCUGGUAUUCUCAGAAUUAAACAUAAUCGGUGCAGAAGAUUUCGUUGCAGCCAUUGACUGCACAGGUUUGUGUGUGUUGAUAUUUAACAAAUUUUGGGGGGUGAUGGCCUCUUUUAUAGCCUUUUUUCUUCCUGGGACGGUAAUGGUGGGGAUUUACAUACACAUUUUCAUGGUAGCCAGGAAGCAUGCUAAGCAAAUUGGCAUGGGUUCUAUGACAAAACAGGUUGGGUCAGAAAGCAGAAUGAAAGCAUCAUCGAAAAAAGAAAGCAAGGCCACCAAGACUUUAAGUAUAGUCAUGGGAGUGUUUGUGCUGUGCUGGCUGCCCUUUUUUCUCUUGACAAUUACAGACCCUUUCAUCAAUUUUACAACCCCUGAAGAUUUGUAUAAUAUCUUCCUCUGGCUGGGUUAUUUUAAUUCCACUUUCAAUCCCAUUAUAUAUGGCAUGUUUUAUCCUUGGUUUCGCAAGGCUUUAAGGAUGAUUGUCACAGGAAUGAUCUUCCUCCCUGAUUCUUCCACCCUAAGCCUGUUUCCUGAACAUGCUUAG